AUGGCCGACGUGAAGAAGAAGCAGUUGGUUUUCAAUAUUAUCGAGUUCUUACGGACUUCCGCUCAAGAUGGAACUGUCAAAGAAGAUGACAAGGAAUCACUUGAAGUCGCAGUUCAAUGUAUCGCCGAGUCGUUUGGUGUAGAUCCUGAUUCAUCAUCUGAUCAAAAAUCAUAUUCUAUUGCACCUGCAUCCCUUCUUUCCAUAUUAGAUGUUUUCCUCAAAACAAAAGCUAAAUCCUCAUCCUCAUCAUCAUCGACCACCUCCACCUCUACUCCUGCUCCUACACCUGCGUCUGGCAGUAGCAAAGAGGGUCCAACCGAAGAAGAUAAGAAACAAGCUGAACAAAUGAAGACUAAAGGAAAUUCAUUAAUGUCAACUAAAUUAUACGAUUCAGCCAUUGAACAAUAUUCAGAAGCUAUUAAACUCUUCCCCAAUCCAGUGUAUUACAGUAACAGAGCUGCCGCAUGGGGUGGUUUAGGCAAACAUGAAAAAGCUGUUGAAGAUGCUGAAAAAGCAUUGGAAUUAGAUCCUAAAUUCGCUAAAGCUUAUUCGAGAUUAGGACACGCUCAAUUCUCAAUGGGUGAAUAUGAAGCUGCCGUUUCAGCCUAUGAAGAUGGAUUGAAAUUAGAUUCUUCAAACAGUAAUAUGAAAGCUGCUUUAGCUACUGCUAAAUCAAAACUGGCAGAAUCGUCUUCUAAUUCAGUCGCGGAUCGUGAACCAACUCGAAACGACGGUGGAGCUGGUGCCGGUGCUGGCGGAAUGCCUGAUCUAAGUUCUUUGGCUAGUAUGCUCGGAGGUGCAGGCGGAGGCGGAAGUGGUGGUGGCGGUGGUGGUGGUGGUAUGCCUGAUUUAGCUAGUUUGAUGAACAACCCUCAAAUGAUGGCCAUGGCUCAACAAAUGAUGGCUAAUGGUGGACUGGAGAGACUCAUGCAAAACCCAGCUUUGAGAGGUAUGGCUGAAAACAUGCAAAAUGGUGGUGGAAUGCCUGAUAUGAGUCAAUUGGCUAAUGAUCCUAGUUUGAGAGAUUUGGCUUCGCAGUUCAUGGGUGGUCAGGGACAAGGACAAGGACGAGGAGCAUAA
This is a messenger RNA of Kwoniella shivajii, 1080 nucleotides long. RefSeq lists its product as uncharacterized. Gene Ontology annotation, biological process: post-translational protein targeting to endoplasmic reticulum membrane. The coding region runs from base 1 to 1080 and encodes 359 amino acids. The transcript is spliced from 6 exons. NCBI's taxonomy places the organism in Eukaryota, Fungi, Basidiomycota, Tremellomycetes, Tremellales, Cryptococcaceae. The record is from RefSeq and is a predicted model, not a curated record. Gene Ontology annotation, cellular component: membrane; TRC complex. Gene Ontology annotation, molecular function: protein binding; molecular adaptor activity.